This is a messenger RNA of Oryzias latipes (Japanese medaka), 3052 nucleotides long. RefSeq names its product armadillo repeat containing 1 (gene armc1). NCBI's taxonomy places the organism in Eukaryota, Metazoa, Chordata, Actinopteri, Beloniformes, Adrianichthyidae. Gene Ontology annotation, molecular function: metal ion binding. The record is from RefSeq and is a predicted model, not a curated record.
AUGCCCUUGAUAACAAAACAGCUGCACCACAAAACCCAAAACACUGUGCAGUGUGCGCACAGCUGCUAGCUAAAGAAGCGCAGGCAAGACAGAGACACGGCCUUGCGUCUGUGAAAUAUUCUUAACAUUUAGCUUUUAGACCGAUAUGGUAACACAGUUAGUUGUUCUCAGGCGAUUUUAGAUCAGUUUGUGGCGGAAGUGGAGUGGGGUUCGGGUUGGAUUUUAGUGAAGACUUGACCUCAAGUAGUUUCAGUAGGAAGAAGAGGGCAGUUUGAUGCAUAUGUCAUCAAAGCCAGAAGCACCAUGAGUGCAGAGAUGGAUGCACUGACCGUGGUGAACCAGCUACGAGAUCUUGCUGCAGACCCUCUUAAUCGACGGGCCAUAGUUGAGGACCAAGGCUGUUUGCCAGGGCUGAUCCUUUUUUUUGACCACCCAAAUCCACAGGUCGUCUAUUCCGCAUUAUUGGCCGUGCGUUACCUGGCAGAAUGUCGAGCCAACAGGGAGAAGAUGAAGAGCGAGCUGGGCAUGAUGCUGAGUUUGCAGAAUGUCAUGCAAAAAAGUACAUCUCCUGGGGAGACCAAACUGCUGGCCUCUGAGAUCUACGAGAUUCUGCAGUCGGCCGGUAAAGAAGAAGCCGAACAGGCCGAGGCAGCCGCUGCCUCCUGCCGGCGUAAAGCCCAUUUCUUCCUCGGCUCGAACAACAAGAGGGCCAAAACUGUAGUGCUGCACAUUGAUGGACUGGAUGACUCCCAGGCUCGAAGAGGUCUGUGUGAGGAGGCUUUGUUAAAGAUACGAGGAGUCAUCAGUUUCACGUUUCAGAUGGCUGUAAAGCGAUGUGUUGUCAGGAUCCGUUCUGAUCUUAAAGCAGAGGCGUUGGGAACUGCAAUCAACUCCACCAAAGUGAUGAAGGCGCAGCAGGUGAUGAAGACAGACGAUGGAGGAGAGAUGAUUGUGCCAUUCCAAGAAGACACAGCAGUGCUAGUAGAGGAAAACACAGACAUCCCAGACUACCUUCCUGAAGACGAGAGUCCGUCCCAGGAGCAGGACAAGGCCGUCACACGCAUAGGAUCUAUCACGGAUGGCAUGGGCUGGCUCAGCACAGCCGCCAACUUCCUGUCACGCUCGUUUUACUGGUGACAGCCUAUGCAUUUUCUGUCUUCUCCCUAUAAUAUCAAGGUACUAUCCAGCUGCAGGCAUAGCAUCUCUUACUCUUGACCCACGCUGAGCUCUGCCUCACUAGCCUAGAUCUCCUCUGUAGAGCAAACAGACCUCGCCCAGAGGUGUGCAACACGUGCUGGACUGCCGACUCGAAGCUGCACUAACUUUAUGUUUAUGCUCACACUACUGGCUGUGCGCGAACAAUAAACUAGCAUAAUAUGCAUCUAAACAACAUAUUCAAAGAACUAUAAAUCAAACAGAAACAAACAGCUUUGAGAAGCAGACAUGUUGUCACAGACAAAGUAAAACGCAGGUGAUUUAAUUUUAUGUUCAUAAUUUGGUUGCUUGCAUCUCCUCUUUCCUGAAUUUUUUUUAGGUAAAGUGUUCAAUUCUUUAAAAUUUUAAAAUUCUUCACUUUGUCUUUCUUUUUUUAACAACUGUUACAUUUUCGUGCCAAUCCUGCCUCCUGCCUACAUCUGUAAUGUGUGUGUUUGCCUUCGUGACAUUUGGUUGUAAUUAUUUAUUCAUCAUCUAUUCAAGCAUGUGUGAUCAUUGUUGCAUUUUAGUUUUAGCUCUCUUAGAAACAUCACUUUAGUCCAAGGAAGAGUUGGAAAUAAUGCAGCUUGUUUCAUUAUUAGUCGUCUUCCAAGCAUUUUAGACUGAAAUGCGAUCUGAAGGAGCAGCGAACGAGACUGAAUGAUAGCAAAUGCGUCCAUGUAUUGAGCGGUUUCUGUCCAAAACCUGAGCUAAUGUGUUUGUGUAAAGAUGCAGGAAAGGCUCAAUGGGAACUCUUUGAACAGACUGGGAGCUCUUUGUGUGAGUUGCACAGAACUUAGGCUACCUCUGCAUUCAGCUUCCUGUCUCACAACAGCAUCGCGCGUUCUGUAAUACAAGUAAAACCCCAGAUCGGCAUGAAAAAAAAACCUUUUAUCUGCUUGCUUGUCAACGAUUCCCUGUGUUUUAUGUGGAAAUCCACAAAUUGAUUUAUUUUUUAUUUUGGCAACGUUGUAGUUCUUUUUUCAUUCUCAAUUGAGCCAGCAGUGUCCUUAAAGCAGAGAUCACGUUGGAGCAAACUCGGACAUUCUGAGGUUGAAUCACUAAUGCUGUCCUCUGAGCUGGAGGGGGGUGGUGGUGGCUGUUUUUACAAAAAUUGGUACCUCAUUCCCUUAAUUCUCAAAUCUGAUAUGUGAAGGUUGUUCUUUAAUUUAAAAAUGAGUGUUAGGGAUUCCCAUUUAUGAUUUAAGUCCCAAAAUAUGAUAGCAGCAAAGGCUUUUAUAGCGAGGAUUUUCCUGAUUCUCCAGGUCUUACAACCUCGUGAAUCAGUUUAAUCAUUCUGACGUGUGUCUUUAAUGGUUUUUGCACACAGUGCUGACCAGGUCACUUUUGUUCUUUCAUGGUGCAGAUGUGUCACAUUGUGUUGGAGUCAAACAGAAAUGGCACAGAAAGGCCCAAACGGGCGGCGGCGGUCGUCCUGUGAAAAAGCAAUACAUAUAUUUUUUUCCCCCGUUUAUUGUAGCCCUUGUGGCUCAGCAACAGCCAGAGGAACAAAGUGUUUCAAGUUCCACAGUUUUUAGUUGGGUGUGAAAAUGAUCAACAGUAUUACAGUAUGAACUCAUCCAUGUUUUGCAGUAAGUUUCUGUGUUGCACCGUUUGUUUUCCUGUAUUUUUAUUUUUUUUCUCAUAGCUCAAAGACUUACUUGAAGAUUGCUCUGAAUUUUCUUUUUAUGUUUAUAAUUGACCACCAGAUGACAAAAAAGACAAAGACUUAAAAAAAAAUCCCUUUUUUGUGUACAGCAGUUGUAAAAAAUAAUGUGUGCAUAAUUUAAAAGUGUAGAUUUCCCAUACACUGUUAAUGCAAAAAAAUAAAAAAAAGCAUAAUUGGUCGUUUGAUUAA